Molecule: messenger RNA, 1680 nt
Organism: Eleginops maclovinus (Patagonian blennie)
Lineage: Eukaryota; Metazoa; Chordata; Actinopteri; Perciformes; Eleginopidae
Product: transmembrane protein 82-like
Exons: 6
Coding region: 145-1113 (322 amino acids)
Source: RefSeq, a predicted model, not a curated record
GGAAGGAAAUAAAGGCAGCAUGAAAGUUUGGCUCACAGCAUUAACUGACUUGUAGUUUCUGUUCAGGUUUUUAGAUUGAAAAGUAUGGGUGAGAGAUCAUAGCAUUGUCCGUCCUUGUUAAGAUUUUACAAGGAAACCAUAAAAAUGUUUUUUCCCUUCUCCUGGAUUUUUGAAUGGUUUAUUUUAGAUUCAAACCCAGUAGACUGUUUCUUUCAAGGUAUUGUGGGUGCCUGUGGUAUAGCAGUGCUAUGCAACUUGAUUAGGGUCUACAACUUUAUUCAAACAUGCAGUGAUUCUGGGACUGAAACUGAAAGCAAACAGAGCUCAUCCUCAUCUGGUACUGUUCUGAGAGGAAAGUGGACCACAUCUCUCCAGUUCUGGUCCCUGACGGUCCUCCUGUCUCUGGUGGGAUCGAGGGUUUCCUCUCUGAUCGUGCUGGAGUUUUCUCUCAGAGCUGUUUCUACCUGGGCAACAGCAAGACUGGAUGCUGAUGGCAGAGGCAUAGAUCUGCUCCUGAUCCAGAGCCAGUUCACUUUGGGUUGUGGGCUCUCCUGUGCUCUGGGAUUCCUCCAUCAGGGGGCUCCACACAGCUCGCUCAGCCUGUUUCUGGCAGCUGCUCUCAGCUGGGCACUGGCAAGUGUCAGCCACAGUCUGUGGAGCCAUGUGGCCAGACUCUACCCACUUCAUAGCACAGAGCAUCACUGUGGGAAGUGCAUCACCCUCCUGGCCUCCGGACACACCAUACUGGCUUCGCUGCAAAGAGCGGUUGUCUUGGUCUUUGCUCUAGCAGCUGUGGCUUCCACCGCUACGGUUUAUGACCACUUCCUGUCCCAGAAGGAUGCACUAAAGUUUUGGACUCCAUUGACGCUCUGCUACUCCAUCCUGGUGGUCUACAUUCAAGAGGAUCAGCAGCGUAAGCCUGGCGCAGAGGCUCUGUUUCACACUGUGGUGCUGCGGCUGGGAGCCCUACUGGUGCUAAUGCUGACCGUGGGCAACUGGUCAGAUGUGCUCCACGUCCUCAUCACCUUUCUGGGUGAAGCGGUCAGCCUGCUGCCCUCUCAGGAUCUGCUGAAAGCCGUGCUACAGGAAGAAGAAUACGCACGCUUGAGAUAAUAUGAACUGAGCUUCAAUCACAAAACAAAGGAACGUAGGAUGGACACAUCAUCAGAUGACAGUUGAUGGAGCACCCAAAACCUACCUUUAAAACCGGACACUACCUCACAUUUCUAUUAGUCCUAAUAACCCUGUAUACAAAAUAAAAAUAGUCAUUGAUUUCAUGACAGAUGCAAGAGGAGGAAUUUAUAAUUAUGCACCAUUUAGCUGCUGCUUUUCAGAAUGAACUUGAAGAUUUCUGUUAUUAUUGAUCCUUUUGUUUUGUAAAAAGGGAUGGUCAAGCUGCUUAUUAAAUAUAAUGUAUUGCAUAUUAUGUUUUUUAUAGUAACAGCACAAUUGUACCAAACACAAAAGUACUUAAAAAAGGUUUUUGAUAAGAACUAAGAUGAGCAGAAAGCUGAUGAAAUGUCCACACUGUAAACAGAUAAGACCUCCACCGCCUUCCUCGUGUUUGAUGGUGCCACGGUUCAUAUGACGGCAUAUGUAAAGUACAGUGUGUGGGGCAGAGUAACAAAAAGCAGAUCUUCCUAACUGUGAGUCUGAGUCAGGGAUGGUAUUUAAAAUGCU